Macadamia integrifolia is the source of this 1354-nucleotide messenger RNA. RefSeq names its product oxidation resistance protein 1. The transcript is spliced from 8 exons. Bases 159 to 1118 code for a protein of 319 amino acids. NCBI's taxonomy places the organism in Eukaryota, Viridiplantae, Streptophyta, Magnoliopsida, Proteales, Proteaceae. The record is from RefSeq and is a predicted model, not a curated record.
UCUCUUUUUGGAAAAUUUUGAAGAUGUUGGAUGGCAAAGCAAGGGAAAGGUAAGAGUUAUUCGUCCUCCUUCGACCCACCCACCCCGAGAUUUGCAAUUAUUAGGGCAAAGGGUUUCGUGUUCUUCUCCAUCUCUGCCGUUUCGCCAUUAACGUUUCGAUGAAUUCCUUGAAAGAGAAAGCUGCCGACAAGCUGUCUCGUCUUUUUACCGACUCUGCAUCUUCCGUUGUUAGUCCUGAUCCUGAGGCCAGGCCAUUUUCUAAGGAGGGUUUAAAUAAUUCGGAGAAAUCUUUAUCAUCAUAUUUUACAUCACUUCUCCCCUCAGCAACCUUUGGUGGACGCAAAUCUAGUAGGCGUCAACAUGACACCAAACCGCUCCAAUCACUUCCUAGUAAAUGGAGAAGCAAAAGUUUUAAGUGGCAAGAAAAUCCACUUGAUUCCAGUACAGAGUAUGGACCAUGUAAUGACAAAGAAAUUCCAAAUACAACGGAAGAAGAUGAAGAACAUGCCGCAAGCAGAAACAGUAAAGAUGCUGAUAAAUUUGAAGAAGCAACUACCUCACAUGUUCCACCGAAAGUUGUUCCUGAUUUUAUUGAGAAUUCUUCAUUUAUUUCUUCAGAUUUGUUCGAAUUCUUUCAGUCAUCUCUUCCUAAUAUAGUGAGAGGCUGCCAAUGGGUCCUGCUGUAUAGUACGUUGAAACAUGGAAUAUCGUUACGUACACUUCUUCGUAAGAGUACCGAUCUUCCUGGUCCUUGUUUGCUGAUCGUUGGUGAUAUGGAAGGCGCUGUGUUUGGUGGUCUGUUGGAAUGUCCCCUAAAACCUACGCCAAAAAGAAAAUAUCAAGGAACAAACCAAACAUUUGUAUUUACUACUAUAUAUGGUGAACCAAGGCUUUUCAGGGCAACUGGUGCAAAUCGGUAUUUUUACCUGUGCUUGAAUGACUUAUUGGCACUUGGCGGGGGUGGAAACUUUGCUCUAUGCUUGGAUGGAGAUCUGUUGCGUGGAACAAGUGGACCUUGUGAAACCUUUGGAAACGUGUGCUUGGCCCGUAGUCCUGAAUUUGAACUGAAGAAUGUCGAGUUAUGGGGAUUCGCACAUUUGUCACAAUACCUUACUUGACCUGAGGGGCCUGAGACUCAGUUUCUUUACUCCAAUGAGUUCCAUCAUAAUGAUAGCAUAAUUCUUUAUUCUUUCGUAAAUUAACUUUCUUUUUGGGCCUGCAUAAGGCUUUGCCGAGUGUAGAGUAUCAUACAUUUUGCCCCAUGUCUGGAGAGAGUUUGCUUUAUUUAAAACGUCUUGUACAACCCAGCUUUCCGAUUAAAUGACGAUGUAAAUUAGCAAUAUUUGUGCGACUA